AGCGGACCUUGAUGUUUUGGGGUUCAGUUCAUUGUUGUUUUUCUAUCGCAAUGGUCGGUGGUGCUACUGCGGACUAGCAUAAUUUUAUUGCAUUGUGUGUUCUAUUUUUCUUCAGCAAGCGCUAUUCUGUUUAUAGCCUAAUUCUGUGUGUGCAGUAAGUGUGUGUGUACCUGUGUGCGUAUUCUUCAAAGUACGUGUGUGUUUUAUGCUUCUGUAGUGACGACGUGAAAAGUGAAAAACUGUACGUGAAUCUUUAAAAUGUGGUCGUGGAAAACUGUGUGUGGUGGCCCCCCGUUUCGGUGUGGAAAUUAUGGCUGUCCCAGCUGCUGCAUCAUGUGAUGACGGAUCACCCCACAAGUGCAUUGCUGCAUGCUGCUUUGUUUUGCGUAGAGAGCGCGUGUGAGAGUGUGUGAGAUCAUCGCGAUCCGGCUGACAGAAAAGAUGUCACUGCACACUCGAUGCAGUGCCCGACAACAACAAAUGAAAUUGUGCUAAAAAGGUGGUUGGGAGUGUGUUCCGGAACAGAUUUUAUAGUACGGUGCUUUUUGGUGCACUGUAAACCACGCAUGCAAGGCCAUCCGGCAGGAAACUCUUCGGUUCCGAGGUUGUGGCUAUAAAGUGCGGGGCAGACGCAGUGUUGUAACGUGUGUGUAAAGCAACCGUCUUGAUAAUCAACCAUGGCAUCGUUGAAGGUUGCUGUACGGGUUCGUCCCUUCAAUCAAAGGGAGCAUGAACUCGGCGCAAAGCUCAUCGUGCAGAUGGAUGGCAAGAAGACGCGUUUGCUGAAACCGAAACAUGGCACCGGCAAUGGCAUACGGGGCGAUCUCGCCUCCCGUGCCGCCCAGGACCCGUUCAACGACUUCACGUUCGAUCACUCGUACUGGUCAGUGGACGAGCACGAUCCACACUUUACGCAUCAGGAAACCGUUUUCGACGAUCUCGGUACGGAGAUCGUGGACUGCGCCUUCCAGGGUUACAAUGCGUGCGUAUUCGCGUACGGCCAGACCGGCAGUGGCAAAACGUUCACGAUGAUGGGCACACCGGAAGCGCAAGGGCUGAUCCCGCGGAUAUGUCGGUCACUGUUUGCCCGCAUGAAACUGGGCCAGGAGGAGGGUACAGGCUACAAGACGCAGUGUUCCUAUCUGGAAAUUUACAACGAGCGGGUAAAGGAUCUGCUUGGGCCGAGCAGUGCCGGACACGGGUUGCGCGUGCGCGAGCACCGCACGCUUGGCCCGUACGUGGAAAGCCUGUCCCAGCAUCCGGUGUCCGAUUACUCGGAGAUACAGAACUGUAUGAUCCAGGGCAACAUUCAGCGAACGACGGCGAGCACAAACAUGAACGAUACGAGCAGCCGAAGCCAUGCGAUCUUCACCAUCACCUUCGUCCAGGCACGCUACCUCAACGAUCUGCCGAGCGAAACCGUGUCCAAGAUCCAUCUGGUCGAUUUGGCCGGUAGCGAGCGGGCCAAUGCAACCGGUGCGACCGGGCAACGGUUGAAGGAGGGCGCCCACAUCAACAAAUCGCUGGUGACGCUGGGCAGUGUUAUCUCCGCCCUGGCCGAACAAACCAAUCCGACCAACAACAAGCGGGUGCUGUACAUCCCGUACCGGGACUCUAUCCUAACGUGGCUUCUGAAGGACAGUUUAGGUGGAAACAGUAAAACGAUCAUGAUCGCGGCUAUCUCGCCGGCCGAUGUAAACUACAGCGAAACGCUUAGUACGCUACGCUACGCCAACCGGGCGAAGAACAUCAUCAACAAACCGACGAUCAACGAGGAUCCGAACGUGAAGUUGAUACGCGAGCUGCGUGACGAAAUCUACAAGCUAAAGCUGAUGCUAUCGAGCGACAGUGGGGCCGAGCUGGAGCCUCAGCUCAAGGUGCUGGAAGAUCUGCACAAAAAGGAAGCCCAGGAGAAGGUGCUGACCGAGGAGUGGGCGGAGAAGUGGCGCGAGGCGCAAACAAUUUUACGCGAGCAGCGUUCCCUCGGGCUGCGCAAAUCGGGCGUAGGUGUGGUGCUCGACUCGGAGAUGCCUCAUCUGAUCGGCAUUCACGAUGAUAUCAGUACGGGCGUAACGUUGUACAGCUUGAAGGAGGGUGAAACGACGAUCGGGACGGAUGAGGCGCCAUAUCCGCAGGACAUUUCGCUCAACGGGAUCGGUAUCGCGCCGGAACAUUGUCGCAUUGUGAUUUCGAACGGAAAUGCAACGAUUUAUCCCAAUCCGAACGCGACCUGUCUGUUGAACGCGAGCAUCAUCGAGGUACCGACGGCGAUCAGUCAGGGUGACAUACUGCUGCUCGGCCGGACGAACAUGUUUCGCUACAACAAUCCGGCGGAGGCGGCUAAAAUGCGUCAAGAGAACGGUCACCAGCAGCGAUCGUCUCGGCUCGAUCUGUCGCGCCUCUCGUUAAUUGCUGCCUCGCGCGAAAACCUAUGCGCCAGCUUUCUGAGCGACGAUGACGGUGUUGGUGGUGGGUCCUCGCUCAGCCUGUUUGGCGGUGCAGCAACAGCCGGCGGGUUGGCUUCGCCUCAGAGCGCCCUUCGCUUUCGGCAGUACACACCCAGCAGGGAGGAUGCCGAGCUGCAGGACGAGCACCGCAAGAUUCUGCAAACGAUCGAAAAUGCGCUGCGGCAGCUUAAUCUGGAGCGUACGCGUAUGCACGAACAGUUCAAGCAUAAGAUACGACUCUGCACCGAAGAGCUGGACCGGUUGGAAAGCACCAAGCGCGACCGGUUGACGAUAUUGGACUGCCGGAUCGGGGAGCUAAUGGCACGCAAGGAGAUGGUGCUGUGGGAGAAAAGCAAUGAGAAGACACAGGUGGACAUACUAGUGCGCCAGCUGUCCGCCCUGCAAACGCAGCUGGAUACGAAGAAGCGCGAUUUCUAUGAGUACGUCGCGAAAGAGCUCCAAGAGCUGCAGGACUGUGGCCGUCUGGACGAGGCAAGCAGUGAGCUAAUACGAAAUGCUCCCCAGACGGAGGAUUAUUCGGAAAUAUUGCUUCAAAUAUCUCGCUCACUGGACAACUAUUCGCAGCAGUACAUUCGGGAGUUUGUUCGGCGAAAUCGCGAGGAGAUCAAUAAGUACGAGACGGAGUUGUCGGAGAAGGAGCAACAGUUGGCCGAGAGCACGCAGAAGAUUGCCGAUCUGGACCAAAAGAUACAGGAGCUGGAGCAGCAAAACAGGGAUUUGCUGCAACAGCGAACGCAGCAAGAGCUGGAACAAAUUCAACAGAAGAAGCUUUCGAUGACGCUAAAUCUUACGCACACAAACGGAGAUGGUGAAGGGCCGGACGCACGCACCGAUCUGCUGCUGUUGGGCGUUAAUCGCGGAACGCUGGAAACGUGUGACACGUUCCACACGGCCAACUCGGACUGUUCCUUUGUGUCCGCACUCAACACACCCGCAUUAAGUUCGCUGAAUCAGCUCAUACCGACGCCCAGCUCGACAGAGGACGGUACCGAAUCCGAUCCGGGCGAUCGAGAUUACGAGGAAGCCACAUCGAACGGUGUUGGUACGCUGCUGCAGGGUGGUAUGAGCGACAGUGGCGUUAGCUUCGAAACGAACAAGGCCACCGAUACGGCUGCCCCGCUGCAGACGGGAGCGGAUGAAAACGAAAGUGAAACGGGCAGCGUGGACAGGCAGAGCGAACCGGCGGUUAACGGUACGGCAAAGUUGCUCUUUCAGUCGGACGAUCACUGUCUUCUGCUAGCUACCUCGUCCACGCCCAACCCAAAGUACGGUGGCAAAGCGAUGCCCACCACAACGACGACCGUGAUCGUGACGGAUGGCAAUGCGGUGCUGAAAGCGAACCAGCAAUCGUCCGAUUCGGACGAGGAACGCACCACGCUAACGACCGUGUCAUCGACGGGAGGCACGCCCGGCUCGAAUCGGUUGAAUCGGCUGUCGCUGCCGAAUCGGAACCGUAACAGCAACGGCAGCAAAAGCAGUAGCAUGCGUACGGAAAUUUUUGACAUCCGUCACGGGAUCCAUCCGCUGCGGGUGAGCAGUGUUAGCAGUGGGACGGACGGAAGCCACGAGGAGGAGGAGGAGGAGGAGGAAGAUGAUGAGGAAGAAAACGGGCGGCGCCGCCGGCAUGAGGACGACGAGGAAGAGCAACGGUCGCGUGGUUCGUCCAUCGAUAAUAGCUCGAUCACCUCGUCCACCGCGAAUCUGAUACUGUGCGAAAUGAAUCAUCUGCGGGAAAGUAUCGCCAGCAAGAAGGCGGAAAUUAUGAAAAUUCUCGAAACGAACGGCGAUAAGAAGAUGCUGGACGGGAAGAUAGGGGAGCUGCAGGAUCUGCAGAAGCGUAUCGUGCAGCUGGAGAUUAAGAUACAGGAUGUGGAGAAGAGUUGCCUGUCGGAUGGGGAGCUGCAGCUCGAUUCGAUGCGAGAUAUCCCGGAAAGCUUCACCGAUAGCGACGAUAGCCGGGUGGGCAAUUCGUGCAUCUAUCCGGGGUAUAUGCGUGCGCGGGAUCAGGGUAGCAUUUACGCGCCGAGCGUUACGCGCUCGUUACCGUCCAUGGAGGGAACGUACCGUUCGGAUCAUGUUAUUAACAUACCAACGUACAUUAUACGGGGUGCCGGCAAACAAACCCACUACGAGUACGAGGUGAAGAUCAAUCUACCGGAUGAGCGGUGGACAUUGCUUCGACGGUACAGCCGCUUUCGCGAGCUACAUCUAACGAUGAAGAAACUGUACGGUGAUAAGAUUGCAACCAUACCGUUCCCGCGGCGGGAACUGUUUGCAUCCAACACGGAGUCGGUGGCGAAAACGCGCCGCCGUCAGCUGGAAACGUACCUGCGCCGCCUGCUGGUCGUGUGUGCCAAAAUUCCACACUGUCCCAUCUACGAGGGUGAAGGACGGCCCGGGCUAACCAAGCAAACGCUCAUCGAGUUUCACACGUUCUUCAAGAAGGGGCUGUUCGAAACGGGCAAACAUGGUACCGGAUAGUAGAGCGAGUCGGCCAGUGCUGCUAGAGCUAGCGGCUACGUUUAGCUGGGACGUUUUAUUUUUGUGAUGUAAAAGACUUUUAGGAUUUCUAGACCCAAGCGUGUUAGGUUGUUUGUUUUUAAGGAUGUCUUAGGAUAGGUUACGCUAGCUAGGAAGCAAAGCAGAUCAGGUUCGGAUAGGAAAUUGUCGUCUGUUUGACGCCCAUUAUCAACCCCUUUACGGUGGUGCAAUCGGCUGUCGGUCGGUUUGGUUUCUAUGCAAUGUAGUGCUGUAAUUAUUUUUAACUCUCUGUGUCGCUACCUUUGCUUCCUUUCGAUAAGAGGGGUUUUUUUUUGUUGUUGUGGCCUUCCAAUCGAUCCAAGGUGUCUUACCCCCUCCCCCGAAUCGCGAAUCGAAUAGCAGCACUCGGCAGUUAUAGGCUCAAAGCAGAAAUGACAAAAAAACCAAUGACAAUAAUAGCUCAUCCUGCAACGUUGCAAGUGUGUGCUGAUACGUUAAAAACGGUGUUACUUCCGCUUCCAUUUUCCCUUUCUACGGAUACCGUCCUCACCGAUGCCCAGCUUCACCGGACUUUAUCGUGCAGUGGAUAAAGUUGUUGCCUGGUUGAAAGCUUAUCGAGCGAAGAGAAGGAAAGAAAGAGAGAGAGAGAGAGAACGAGACAGUGGGGCUAAGGUAGACGGAACAGAGAAAGGGAACGGAUACAUGUAAAUAAUACCCGCCUCAUUUAGCCUUAGUGCGCCAUUAGUUAUUAAAAAGAAAGCAAUCUGAAGCAUAUAACUGUCAUCAAGUAUCUAACACUAGUUUAGCUAAUGUUUGCUUAUUUUUGACCGAGAGUGGAAACUCAUAUUAAUCGUACUAUUGUUACUAAAAUCCCACAACAAACGAUCAUCACAAAUCAUAAUCGCAUCAUAUCAAA
Molecule: messenger RNA, 5865 nt
Organism: Anopheles stephensi (Asian malaria mosquito)
Lineage: Eukaryota; Metazoa; Arthropoda; Insecta; Diptera; Culicidae
Gene: Klp98A
Product: kinesin-like protein Klp98A
Exons: 9
Coding region: 678-4949 (1423 amino acids)
Biological process (GO): microtubule-based movement
Molecular function (GO): microtubule motor activity; microtubule binding; phosphatidylinositol binding
Source: RefSeq, a predicted model, not a curated record